AACUAAUACAACUCCAGCUACGGCGUCUCCGUUUGGACAAAAAGUAUCGUUUCAAGUCCAUCAAUGACGAUGGGGGACGCGAUUUUUGAAGAAUUAGAAGAUUUGAUGCAUUUUUCUGUCGCCGAUUUACCCGCUCGUGGAUAUGCAGUCAUGGGGGAGAUCCGGCGACAAGGCAAACUCUGCGAUGUGACAUUAAAAGUAGGUGAGCAUAAGUUCAGUGCUCAUAGGAUCGUCCUGGCUGCGUCUAUCCCAUAUUUCCAUGCAAUGUUUACCAAUGACAUGGUGGAAUGCAAACAGGAUGAGAUCAUCAUGCAGGGCAUGGACCCCAGUGCACUUGAAGCCCUAAUAAACUUUGCCUACAAUGGACACAUAGCCAUAGACCAACAAAACGUCCAGGCUCUGCUGAUAGGAGCCAGUUUCCUGCAGCUUCAAAAUGUCAAAGAUGCCUGCUGCUCAUUUUUACAACAGAGGUUGCAUCCGAAGAACUGCCUUGGUGUGCGUCAGUUUGCAGAAACCAUGAUGUGCACGACGCUUUAUGAUGCAGCCAACAGCUUCGUUCACCAGCACUUUGUCGAAGUGUCCAUGUCGGAGGAGUUCCUUGCGCUCAGGUCGGAGGAAGUCCUUGAGCUUGUCGGCUGUGAUGAGCUAAAUGUCCAAGCAGAGGAGCAGGUCUUUGACGCUGUUCUCGCAUGGGUGAGGCAUGCACUUGACGAACGAGAGUCUCGAUUGCCCGAGUUAUUGUCUAAAACUCGGCUGCCCCUGUGCCGACCUCAGUUCCUGGCUGACCGAGUCCAACAAGAUGAGCUUGUGCGCUGCUGCCACAAGUGCAGGGACCUUGUCGAUGAGGCGAAAGAUUACCAUCUCAUGCCGGAGCGAAGACCCCACCUCCCAGCCUACAAAACACGGCAGAGAUGUUGCACAUCUAUAGCAGGCUUAAUCUAUGCAGUCGGCGGUCUCAACAGUGCUGGUGAUUCCUUAAACGUUGUGGAAGUAUACGAUCCAAUUGGAAACUGCUGGGAACGAUGCCAACCGAUGAGCACAACCCGAAGUCGAGUGGGUGUCGCCGUUGUAAACGGACUGCUUUAUGCUAUCGGCGGAUACGACGGCCAGUCGCGCCUCAGAACCGUAGAAGUUUACAACCCAGAUACUGACACGUGGACCAAAGUCGCCAGCAUGAAUACUCAACGCAGUGCAAUGGGAACAGUUGUGGUUGAUGGACACAUAUAUGUCUGUGGUGGAUAUGAUGGCAAAUCCUCUCUAAAUUCAGUCGAGUGUUAUUCUCCAGAGAAUGACAGAUGGACAGUUGUUACAGAAAUGAGCGCGAGCCGCAGCGCUGCCGGUGUUACUGUGUUUGAAGGCCGAAUAUUUGUAUCGGGUGGUCACGAUGGUCUGCAGAUAUUUAACACGGUGGAGUACUACAACCACCAUACAUCCUUGUGGCACCCUGUUGCUCCCAUGAUGAACAAGCGGUGUCGGCAUGGCGCCGCAGCUUUGGGCAGCAAUCUUUAUGUGGCUGGAGGUUACGACGGCUCUGCGUUCCUCAGUGGAGCGGAGGUAUAUAGCUCAGUAGCCGAUCAGUGGAGCCACCUAGUGGCCAUGAACACUCGGCGCAGCCGCGUUUCUCUGGUGGCCAACUGCGGUCGACUCUACGCGGUGGGAGGUUACGAUGGACAGUCUAAUCUUAGCUCUGUGGAGAUGUAUGAUCCAGAAACGAACCGCUGGACGUUUAUGGCACCGAUGGUGUGCCACGAAGGCGGGGUAGUGGGCUGUAUACCCCUACAGCCUUCUUAACGCCUCAACCCAAAAGGACAUUUCGCUUAUUUGAAAGGAAAAAGGUUUUUGUACCAUCAAAAUGCAUUUAUGAUCAUGAUGUCAUGACCUUACUUGACAUGUUUGCAUCAGGUACUAUACAGGCUUUGCCUCAAGCAGAUAUGCCAGUAUACCUUUAACGGUGAUGUCAUAAAAUCCUGUUUUUCUUCUUUUGGCAACCAAACGAAGAAUUCGCGCACAUAUUUUGCAAUGUUUUUUUUAAAUACACACAUAAUAAGACUUCCCAGAAUUGGGUUGCAUGAUUGCAAAAACACAUUUGGUGGUCAUAAAGAAUAUAACAGGAAGAAACAAAAUGUGCUUACUGGGGAAAAACUAAUUCUCAUGUUGUACUGUAGUAAGAUGACAGUGGUGUUAACAGCAUGUAAGUGUGGACGUAUAAAAGCAUCACGUUUUGGGAUAUUAUAGUGUACAUGUUAUUCCACUAAGAAAGAUAUUCUAGACAGGUAAAAGUUAACCAACGUCAUAAUUGGGAGAGUAUAAUCAAAUAAGUUUGAUUAAUACGGAAAAGUUUUUUAUAUUUAGGUUAAUUUGGGAUAUCGCUCAUAUAAUGAAUGUCGCUGUUUUGCAGGACAUUUGUCCUGUAUCUGCAAAACAUCUGCUAGAUGUGCCAUGACUUAUUUCACAUAAAAAUCAAUAUUUGAUUCACUUAGACUAUUAAAGAAAGCAUAAACACGUUACAAUAAGUUUGCAUUUGUUAACAUUAGUAAACACAUUAGCUGACACGAAUUAACAUAGUGUUUCAGUAUUAAUGUCAACACAGUUAUUCAUGUUAGUUCAUUGUGCUAAUGUCAACUUUUAAAUGUAUUAGUAAAUGCAAAAUGAACAUGAACUAACAUUUAAUAAAUGUAGUAUUGUUCAUUGUUAGUUCAUGUCAGCUAACUCAUGUUAACAAAUACAACUUUAUUGUAAAGUGAGUUUUCCUUUAGGGUUAGUUGUUUGGGAGCUCUGUAUUUCCUUUAGGUUUGGACCAAUUAUGUAACGGAUGGGUCGUGAUGUACCUGCCCUAUGUAAUGUUUUUUCUUUUUUAGGGUUUUUAAUUGUGAGAAUCAGCACACAUACCAAAAAACAGGCUUAUUGAGAUUAACAUUAACUGACAAAGUCAAUUGCAAACCCUACAGCUCAGAUACAGUCUGUGCUUUCAGGUUUACUUACUAUUGUGGCAUCAGGUCCUCUUAGAAAAAUGAUGGGUGUGGAAAAAUAUUGUUUUGUCAAAAUCAUGUGUCAUGACUGUAAGGUAUUGACUGUAUGGAAGUGUAUGCUUUUUUAGUGUUCUUUGCUUGCUUUUUAUUUUAAAUAACACAAAUCUAUAUUUGGGAUUACUGACUGUGAAUUUUUAACACGGUUUAUAUUUUCUUUACCUG
Molecule: messenger RNA, 3191 nt
Organism: Misgurnus anguillicaudatus (oriental weatherfish)
Lineage: Eukaryota; Metazoa; Chordata; Actinopteri; Cypriniformes; Cobitidae
Gene: klhl18
Product: kelch-like family member 18
Molecular function (GO): protein binding
Source: RefSeq, a predicted model, not a curated record